AUGAGCCAGGUGCUACAAAAGCUACGUCUGCCACUACCGCGCACGAUCUCGGAGGCUACCCGCACGACUGGCGCUGGCCACGCACUCAGUCUGCACGGCUGGAUACGCAGUGUGCGCCACCAGAAGAAGUUGUCCUUCGUGCACCUCACCGACGGCCAGGCCGACAUCCAAGUUACGCUCUCACCUGAGCUAGCGCGAGGGCUAUCAACGGGCACGAGUGUGCGUGUGGACGGCUCUCUCGCGCACCACCCACGCACACAAACCAUCGAAGUGCGCGGCACACACACACACAUCUACGGCACAGCCCCAGGCGACACUUACCCCAUGCAGAAGAAAGAGCAUGGCAGCGAACACCUCCGCGAUAACGCUCACCUCCGCACUCGCACUAGCCAGAUUGGACAUGUCGUCAAACUGCGUCAUCAUCUGACGCGAUGUCUCCUUGAAUGGUUUCACGAUAAUAGCUUCACGCUCGUACAGCCUCCCGUUAUCACCAGCAGCGACUGCGAGGGCGCUGGCGAGGCAUUUCAGGUGGUCGCUGGCGCGGGGCGCGGUAACGAGGCUAAAGAGCAGCAGCAGCCAGACUACCACCACCACCAACAACCCCCCUUCUUCUCUCACCCUGCUUUCCUCACCGUCAGCACACAGCUCCAUCUCGAGGCUGUCGCAGGUGCCUUCGCGCGCGUCUUCUCCCUCUCGCCUACGUUCAGGGCGGAGCCAUCACAGACGAGCAGGCAUUUGGCUGAGUUCUGGAUGCUCGAGGCCGAGAUCAGUUUCGUGGAGAGCGUCGACAGCCUGACGAGCGUCGUCGAGCACAGCAUCAAGAGUGCGGUCGGUGGGCUGGACCCGUCGCUUGUUAAGAGCGAUUCUCUGUAUUUGGAAAAGGAAUGGGGACAAAUCACUUACACCGAGGCUGUGCAGCUGCUGCGUGAGCGCCACAGCGUAUCUCCCUUCCACCACCCUCCGACGUGGGGUGCUUCCCUCCAAAGCGAACACGAACGCUAUCUCGCAGAGGAGGUUUGCGAAUCCCCUGUCUUCAUUACACACUAUCCCGCGUCUAUAAAACCAUUUUACAUGCGCGCUAACGAUGAUGGUCUCACUGUAGCUUGCUUUGACUUGCUCGUCCCUGGUAUUGGCGAGUUGGCUGGCGGCAGUUUGCGCGAGGAGAGAUUGGACGUGUUGGAGCGCAAUAUUGACCACGCUGGUUUAGAUAGAGGUACUUACAACUGGUAUCUCGAUCUCAGACGUUAUGGCUCAGUCCCCCACGGUGGCUUUGGUGUCGGCUUCGAACGUCUACUCAGCGUUAUUAGCGGUGUUAGCAAUCUGAGAGAUGUCGUCUUGUUUCCGAGAUGGGCUGGUCGCUGUAACUUUUAG
Messenger RNA from Wallemia ichthyophaga EXF-994, 1371 nucleotides. RefSeq names its product Asparagine--tRNA ligase. Gene Ontology annotation, molecular function: ATP binding; asparagine-tRNA ligase activity; nucleic acid binding. The coding region runs from base 1 to 1371 and encodes 456 amino acids. Gene Ontology annotation, cellular component: mitochondrion. Lineage: Eukaryota; Fungi; Basidiomycota; Wallemiomycetes; Wallemiales; Wallemiaceae. The transcript has a single exon. The record is from RefSeq and is a predicted model, not a curated record. Gene Ontology annotation, biological process: asparaginyl-tRNA aminoacylation.